Molecule: messenger RNA, 2364 nt
Organism: Saccharomyces kudriavzevii IFO 1802
Lineage: Eukaryota; Fungi; Ascomycota; Saccharomycetes; Saccharomycetales; Saccharomycetaceae
Gene: UBP1
Product: ubiquitin-specific protease UBP1
Exons: 1
Coding region: 1-2364 (787 amino acids)
Biological process (GO): protein deubiquitination
Cellular component (GO): nucleus; cytosol
Molecular function (GO): cysteine-type endopeptidase activity; cysteine-type deubiquitinase activity
Source: RefSeq, a predicted model, not a curated record
AUGGACUUGUACAUUGAAGGAAAGAUAAACAGUUUAUUGCAAUUUUUAUUUGGUUCCCGACAGGAUUUUUUGAGGAAUUUUAAAAUUUGGAACAGCAACAAUAACAAUUUUUCAAUUUAUUUAUUAAUUUUUGGCGUAGUAGUAUUUUUUUAUAAAAAACCAGACCAUCUGAAAUACAUUGUUGACGGCAUUAGUGAAAUGACAACAAAUUUCAAAAAUAAUAAUAGUCUUAGCCGUUGGUUGCCUAGGAGUAAGUUUACCCACUUGGACGAAGAGAUCCUGAAAAGAGGUGGUUUUAUUGCUGGCUUAGUUAAUGAUGGUAACACUUGCUUCAUGAAUUCCGUUUUACAAUCAUUGGCAUCUUCCAGAGAAUUGAUGGACUUCUUGGAUAAUAAUGUUAUCAAGACCUAUGAAGAUAUUGAACGUAGUGAACAAAACAAAGAAAACAACGGAAACGAACGCGAACAAGAUGAGGAUAAUCACAAGACGAAAUCCAGCAGGAGUGGAAAAGUUUACGGCAAACAUAGAAAAAAAUUGAACAGAAAACUAAGCUCUAAAGAGGAAGAAGAAGAGAAUCAAGAGCCUGAUAUUACAUUUAGCGUCACUUUGAAGGAUUUACUCGCUGCUUUGAACGAUAAGUACUAUAGGGAUAAACCUUAUUUCAAGACCAAUAGGUUAUUGAAAGCGAUGUCCAAAUCCCCUCGAAAGAAUAUUCUUUUGGGUUAUGACCAAGAAGACGCACAAGAAUUUUUCCAGAAUAUUUUGGCCGAAUUGGAGAGCAACGUCAAAUCAUUGAAUUCUGAAACGCUAGAUACCACACCAACUGCCAAAAGCGACUUGCCUGAUGAUGCAUUAGUGGGUCAGCGUGAUCUUGACAGAGUUGGCACAGUCUAUAUUCCAACUGAGCAAAUCGACCCUAAUUCCAUUUUGCAUGAUAAAUCCAUCAAAAACUUCACUCCUUAUAAAUUGAUGACCCCUUUGGAUGGUAUCACUGCAGAAAGAAUUGGUUGCUUACAGUGUGGUGAAAAUGGUGGCAUAAGAUACUCUGUAUUCUCAGGGUUGAGUUUAAAUUUACCUAAUGAAAACAUUGGAUCCACUCUAAAGUUAUCUCAGCUAUUAAGCGACUGGAGUAAGCCUGAAAUCAUCGAAGGUGUAGAAUGUAACCGUUGCGCCCUCACUGCUGCUCAUUCUCAUUUGUUGGGUCAGUUAAAACAGUUUGAAAAGAAACCUGACGGUUCUAUUCCAGAAAAGUUGAUUAACGCCGUCAAAGAGAGAGUACACCAAAUUGAGCAAGUUCUUGCCAAGCCAGUUAUUGACGACGAUGAUUACAAGAAAUUGCACACGGCGAAUAUGGUCCGUAAAUGCUCUAAAUCUAAGCAGAUCUUGAUUUCAAGGCCACCACCAUUGUUAUCUAUUCAUAUCAACAGAUCUGUGUUCGAUCCAAGAACUUAUACGAUCAGAAAAAACAAUUCGAAAGUAUUAUUCAAGUCAAGGUUAAAUCUUUCCCCGUGGUGUUGUGAUAUUGACGAGAUCAAUCUAGAUGCUCGUCUACCGAUGUCAAAGAAGGAAAAAGUUGUACAACAAGAAUCGAGCGAAGAUGAAAACAUUGGUGGUGAAUACUAUACCAAAUUGCAUGAACGGUUUGAACAGGAAUUUGAAGACAGUGAGGAAGAAAGAGAAUACAACGAUGAAAAAGAAAACUAUGCAUCUCAUUACGCUUCUAACAAGGGUAAUAGUAACUACGACCCCCUAAAAGAUGAAGCCGAUGACUUGACAUCCGACGAUGAGGAUGAAUACAUUGAAGAAACUGACGCCUUAGGAAACACCAUCCGAAAGAGAACCAUAGAGCAUGCUGAUGAGAAAAAUGAACACGUGAUAGAAGAUGAUGAGGAAGCAUUGGACAGCAUCAACAAUAUAAACCAUGAUAAACCAAAAAUUGAUGUUGAGGACCAAUUAGAACCGUCAUCUGAUGAGGAUGAUGUUAUACCGGCUCCACCUAUCAACUAUGCCAGAUCAUUUUCUACUGUCCCCGCCACCCCCCUGACAUAUUCUCUGCGCUCAGUCAUUGUCCAUUACGGUACCCAUAAUUAUGGUCAUUACAUUGCAUUCAGAAAGUACAGGGGCUGUUGGUGGAGGAUAUCUGACGAGACUGUGUACGUUGUUGAUGAAGCUGAAGUUCUUUCAACACCUGGUGUAUUCAUGCUAUUUUACGAGUAUGAUUACGACAAAGAAACUGGGGAGAUGAAAGACGAUUUGGAAGCUCUCCCACCAAAUGACGAAGAAGGAGAAGAGGAAGAAAAAGAGCAAGGAGAAGCACAGGAACAAGAGAUCCAAAAGGGUAUUUCUGGGAAAGAUGUAAACUAA